Monosiga brevicollis MX1 is the source of this 1312-nucleotide messenger RNA. RefSeq lists its product as uncharacterized. Gene Ontology annotation, biological process: translational initiation. Gene Ontology annotation, cellular component: cytoplasm. The coding region runs from base 28 to 516 and encodes 162 amino acids. The record is from RefSeq and is a predicted model, not a curated record. Gene Ontology annotation, molecular function: translation initiation factor activity; RNA binding. Lineage: Eukaryota; Choanoflagellata; Craspedida; Salpingoecidae. The transcript has a single exon.
GACUUGCUCGUUUUUACCACCGCCGCAAUGCCGAAGAAUAAGGGAAAGGGAGGAAAGAACCGCCGUCGCGGAAAGAACCAAAACGAGCCUGACAAGCGUCAGCUCAUCUUCAAGGAGGAAGGCCAGGAAUAUGCCCAGGUCGUCCGCAUGCUCGGAAACGGCCGCGUUGAAUGCUUCUGCUUUGAUGGCGAAACUCGUCUCGGUCACAUCCGUGGCAAGAUGCGCAAGAAAGUUUGGAUCAACACGGGCGAUAUCAUCCUGAUUGGUCUGCGUGACUUUCAAGAUUCCAAGUGCGACGUCAUUGCCAAGUACAACGCCGAUGAGGCCCGUGAGCUCAAGUCUCACGGUGAGCUCCCUCCCGAGGCCAAGAUCAACGAGGGUGAGACGUUCAACGAGGACGAUGGCGAUGCCAUCCUCUUCCAGGAUGUGGACGAGGAUGAUCAGCUGAACAAUGGCGACAGCGACGAGGACGACGAGGACGAUGACCUCGACCUCGGCGAUCUCGAUGACAUUUAAAGUGGUCUCGUGACGCUUUUAACCGAGCAGGAGUCAUGUGAGCUAUCAACAUCUCCUUGUGUUGAUUCUUUGUUUUUUCUGGCGGAGCGGGGGAGCAUGGUGUGAAUAGCUGUCGUGUACAGCCACUGUUAGCUGCUCUGGCCAGCCGAUGACAUUGUGACACCCUGACUUGUGUGUGUCUGCAUCUGAACCGCCCUUCUGCGCCUGAAGCUGGCCAGCAAUCAGCUUGCAUGGCCUUGUCGUGUCCCUGCCAUUGAUGAACAAAUUAGCCAUUGUUUAUCGAUGAGCUGCCUAGCUUGGAGGUGGUCGAGUCAUCCGCUUGUCAGAGGCGCGUUGUGUUUGACUGCUGCGCUGCCCUCCUGCUGUCAUCGUGUGUUGUGUAUUUGUGGUGUGAUACCCUUGCGCUCCUGUUUUCUCCUUUUGCUUGUUGUUUGUCUUUUCCUUUGCCUUCUUCUGAAACCCGGCGUCAACAACUUCUGCCAUGGGCACGGCUUGCCUUGGUGGUGUUGGCGCACUUGGUUUUAAAACGUGUUGUUAGCGAUGGGUGAUUCCGCCAAGCGGGCUUGCCUCAUUCGUUUUCGCACACACCCCCAUUCUCAAGCUAAAGUUCCACCGCCUGUGUCUUCCUUUCACGGUCGUGUGGGUCACUGUCCUUUUUUUUUUUUUCCUGCUGCAGUGAGGCAGCAGCGAGGCAAUGUGGGGCUCUCAUAUCUGGUGGCCGACUCGUCGGCCGCGGUAUCGUUUCCAAUCUUUUCCUUCAAUCCCCACUUGAGCUAAUUUGAUCGACAAAAGCCGG